GUUCAUUAAUGUUUACAAAGGGUCUUAUUCCAUCUACUUGUAUAUUCUAAUUUUUCGAAUGGUACUUGAAAAUUCUGCUGAUACAUUGAAAAAGAUGAAAGAAGAACACGAGACAUACGAAAUUUCGAGAAUGUUUCAAGGUGGAGAUAGAACUGUCUCAUUAUUAGCCAUGGUGAACACUGAAGUUCAAAGACCAAAUAAAGGGAUUGGAUAGGUAUCCUUUUAACAACUGAAAAAGAUGAGAAUGUUUUCAUUGUUAGCUUUAAAAGCACUAGUAGUAACAAUACUUGGAGAAGAUAUUAUUAGGUAAAGG
Messenger RNA from Rhizopus microsporus ATCC 52813, 313 nucleotides. RefSeq lists its product as uncharacterized. The coding region runs from base 59 to 214 and encodes 51 amino acids. The record is from RefSeq and is a predicted model, not a curated record. Lineage: Eukaryota; Fungi; Mucoromycota; Mucoromycetes; Mucorales; Rhizopodaceae. The transcript is spliced from 2 exons.